AUCCUCUUUGUCUGCGUAGGUUAUUUUUAUUUUUAAUUUUUCUCCCAUCGUCUGCUUUUACAAGGAAUCAAUCAUCAAUAAGAGCACGAUCUCACUUUCAGUUAGCCGGAUUGUUAGAGAAUACAGCAAAGAGGGCUAAGGGCACAAGAAAAGUGCCCACUUUUUGAAGGACUGCAGGAUUUGUCUAAUUUUUCAAAUUUGUUAUCUUUAUCCCAAAUUUUCAAGUUAAUUCCUUCAUUCCCCCCUGAUUUUAGCUGCUGGGUGUUUGUUAAACUUCCAAAUUAAGUUCUGGUCACCUCUUAUGCAACCAUCCUAAUAAAAAUGCAGGCAAUAGAAAAGGAAAUCUAGUUCCUUAAGAUGCGGGUGAGAUUGUCAUGCUAAUGCUGUUACCAGGUGGUGGGUUAGGGAUGAAUCCUACUAUGGAUGAUAUGAACUUGAUUCAAGCACAAAGGCAUCUGGUCAGGGAUAUUGGUGAGGAGAUUGAUUUGGAGAUUGGACCUGGAGAUGAUGACCCUUCAUUUGCCAACACUCCUCUCCUUGGUGGCCCAUCACAAGAACCUUCUGCAGAAGAGCAGGGUGAAAGUAAGCAGAUGUCAAUGGUCUCCGAAAUCCCAAAUGCUGAUCAAGAUAUUUUGAAGGCACAACCUGCAAAAAGGAAGAAGAAGGUUGUGAAAAGAUGGAGAGAGGAAUGGGCUGAUACAUACAAGUGGGCAUAUGUUGAUGUGAAGGAAGGAACAGCAAGGAUAUUCUGCUCUGUUUGUAAAGAAUAUGGUAGAAAGCAUAGAAGGAACCCUUACGGCAAUGAAGGAAGUAGAAACAUGCAGAUGAGUGCAUUGGAAGAGCAUAAUAACAGUUUGCUUCACAAGGAAGCUUUGCGUCUCCAAAUGGCUUCGAAAGAUAAGAUUGUUGUUGAUAAACCUAUUUAUGUAAAAGCCCUUAUGUCCAAAACGGCUGGAUCAAUUAUUGAAGCUGCACUGAAAAGGGACCCCCAUGAGGCUGAGUUCAUACAAUCUGUCCAAGAAGCUGUUCAUGCUUUAGAGAGAGUGAUUGCGAAAAAUCCCCAUUAUGUCAACAUCAUGGAGCGCUUGUUAGAACCAGAACGUAUGAUUAUUUUUCGAGUUCCAUGGGUGGAUGAUAGAGGUGAAACACAUGUCAAUCGAGGCUUCAGGGUGCACUUUAACCAGGCAUUGGGUCCAUGUAGGGGUGGUAUUCGGUUUCAUCCAAAAAUGAACUUAAGUGUUGCCAAAUUUCUUGGUUUUCAGCAGACAUUAAAGAAUGCUUUAUCACCCUACAAACUAGGAGGGGCAGCAGGUGGAAGUGAUUUUGAUCCUAAGGGAAAAAGUGAUAAUGAGAUCAUGCGGUUUUGUCAAAGUUUCAUGAAUGAGAUAUAUCGUUAUUUUGGUACUGACAAGGACCUUCCGUCAGAGGAAAUGGGAGUUGGUAUUCGAGAAAUGGGAUUCCUUUUUGGACAAUACAGACGGCUAGCUGGUAAUUUUCAGGGAAGUUUUACAGGGCCAAGGAUAUUUUGGUCAGGUUCUAGUCUUCGAACUGAAGCAACUGCUUAUGGGCUGGUUUUCUUUGCCCGGCUCAUUCUUGCAGAGUUGAAUAAAGAUGUCAAAGGAUUGAGAUGUGUUGUAAGUGGGUAUGGAAAGAUUGCAAUGCACGUUCUGGAAAAGCUUGUUGCUGUUGGUGCUCUUCCCAUUACAGUAUCAGAUUCAAAGGGGUAUUUGGUUGACGAGGAUGGGUUUGAUUAUAUGAAAAUAUCAUUUUUGAGGGAUCUCAAAUCUCAACAAAGAAGUUUGAGAGAUUAUUCAAAGACUUAUGCUCGGUCUAAGUACUAUGAUGAAGCAAAACCUUGGAAUGAAAGGUGUGAUUUUGCAAUUCCCUGCGGUUCUCAAAAUGAAAUUGACCAGGCUGAUGCCAUUAAUUUGGUUAAUUCAGGUUGUCGUAUACUUGUAGAAGGCUCAAAUAUGCCUUGCACUCCUGAAGCAGUUGAUGUAUUGAAGAAGGCUAAUGUCAUCAUUGCUCCUGCCAUGGCUGCUGGUGCUGGGGGGGUGGUUGCAGGAGAAAUUGAAUUAAAUCAUGAGUGUAAUGUAAUGCAUUGGUCUCCGGAGGACUUUGAAUCUAAGUUACAGGAAGCAAUGAAACAGACAUUCCAUAGAGCCCUCAAAGCAGCAGAUGAUUUCGGUUAUCAAAAAGAAAGUCCUGAGGCUUUACUACAUGGAGCAGUCAUCUCUGCUUUUCUGACCAUUGCUCAAGCCAUGACGGAUCAAGGAUGUGUAUAGAAAAAGAAAGCUAUUUAUUGUUAGUCAGUACCUUUGACUUUCAUUUGGAGAUUGCACUCCAUAGCAGGAAACUAGAGAGCUCAUCAAGUUUUUCGUAUCAGUUUUAAGACCUAGAUCGUUGAAAUCAAUGGCGGAUAAAAGCUAUAGAGAUAUGACAGAUGUCAUUGUAACAUACAUGUAAUGUAGUAGUGCCUAGUGUAAGACAUGGAAAUGGAUGAGUUAUUUAGAAUUUGAUUGGGAGAGGAAUUUGGAUGAGCAAUUGGUCAUGGUUGUAAGGUUGGGAAUAUAAAUAUUUAUUCUUUGCCUACUUCCGAGAGUUUCCUAUAAAGUUAAAGUGCUAUGAGUCUUUCCACAACAAUAUUAAUAUUAAUUGGAAAUAAAACGUAUUAUUUCUUAUUA
This is a messenger RNA of Gossypium raimondii (Peruvian cotton), 2684 nucleotides long. RefSeq lists its product as uncharacterized. Bases 375 to 2285 code for a protein of 636 amino acids. The record is from RefSeq and is a predicted model, not a curated record. The transcript has 17 exons. Gene Ontology annotation, cellular component: cytosol. NCBI's taxonomy places the organism in Eukaryota, Viridiplantae, Streptophyta, Magnoliopsida, Malvales, Malvaceae. Gene Ontology annotation, molecular function: L-glutamate dehydrogenase (NADP+) activity.